This is a messenger RNA of Paramecium primaurelia, 972 nucleotides long. Lineage: Eukaryota; Ciliophora; Oligohymenophorea; Peniculida; Parameciidae. The record is from the annotation of a GenBank genome assembly.
AUGUAAUAGGAUUCAAUAAACAAGAAAGUUUAUUAUAAAGAAGUUUGUCUUUAAAAACAUUAGAAUUCUAAGAUUCUAUCAGCAAAGUUUGUUAAGGAUAAUAAAAACAUAAUUAGUAUAGGAAAAGAUGAUCAUUUUAUUAAACUUGAAUAAUAGGAUAAAGAGUGGAUAUUUAAAGAAAUUAUUUUGGAAAAUUAAUAAAUAUAAUGUUGCACUUUCAAUUAAGGAUUAGGUAGCUUUAUUUAUGCCCAUAAAAAAGGAUAAAUUGAUCAAUUAAGUUAUAAUUAAGAAUAAGAGAAAUGGGUAUCAAAAACAAUUAGAGAAUCUGAAGGCAAUUAAAUUCUAGAAUUAUAAUUGAAUAAUAACUCAACUAAAAUGGUAUAAUGCUUAUAUGAUUUUGCAGUUAUUUUGGAAUAUUAGAAUUAAGAAUGGAUUGAAACAUUUUCUUUGAAUGAGACUUUUACUGAAGAUGAAUGCAUAUUUUCAACUAGUGUAAGUUGUAAUCGUGAUUCCUAAGAGAUAGCAAUUGGAUUUACUGAUGGUCAUAUUUCUAUUUGGAAAUAAAUAAACAAUUAGUGGUAGAUUAAUUAAAGGAUGGAAUUACAUCAAGGUUCUAUAACUAAGGUGAGAUUCAGUAAUUCAAAAGAUAUAUUAGUUGGUACUGAUUCAAAAGGUAACAUAAUUAUUUGGGAAAAAAGUGAAUAAACUUAAAAAUAUGAGUUAUAAUGUCAGUAUUAAAGUGAUAAGAAUAUUGAAACAAUAUAUUUUAACAUAAAUUCAAGUAUACUACUUAUUGGAGAAGGUUCAUAGGUAAGAAUUUUGAAAUAGAUAAAAGAAAAUAAAUGGGUGUUUAUGUAAACAAUAGAGGUAAAAGAUAUUGUUUCAUGUAUUGAUAUAUCAAAUGAUAAUAAAUAAUUAUUAGUUGGAUAAAAUAAUGGAUUUAUUAGUAUAUUUGAGUAUAUUGGAUAAUGA